UUAAAUAAAAUCUCUGCCUAGCUCUUCUUCGCCAACUCUUUAACUCCAAACGAGCUGGAGUUUUCUCACAUUUUCUCUUCUUCCUCCAUCUUUUUCCAGCCGCCGCCACAUCCGUUCUUCCCGGCGGCCCUUCUUCAUCUGCGCUCCAGUUCGUCGCUCUCUCUCUUGCUCUUUUCAAAAUGGCUUCUCUGCUUAAAGUCUCUGUCAAUGGGUUUCGGUCGGAGAAGUUACCAUCGUUAUCUAAAGGCAACAGAAGACAAGGUAUUGUUGCAAAGAAAGCAGCUUUUGGUUCAAUCCCAGCGGCAAUGUCCUUAUCCAUGUCUACCACAGCCGUCCAACAUAACCAGAAAUCAACUUCCCUGGACCUCGCCAUCCCAAUCAUGGUAAAUAGUUGUACUGGCAAAAUGGGAAAGGCUGUUAUCAAAGCAGCAGAUUCUGCUGGACUUCAUAUUGUUCCUGUGUCUUUUGGUGCUGAGAAGGAGUCUGGGCAAACUAUUGAAAUGUGUGGCAAAGAGAUUCUGGUCCAUGGUCCUUCUGAAAGAGAAAGCAUCCUUGCUUCUGUCUUUCACGAGUAUCCAAACCUGGUCAUGGUAGACUACAGUGUGCCUGCCGCAGUUAAUGAUAAUGCUGAGCUAUAUUCCAAAGUUGGAGUGCCUUUUGUUAUGGGAACCACUGGUGGAGACAGGGAUCGACUGUAUAAGACUGUUGAAGAUUCAAAUGUUUAUGCUGUGAUCUCACCACAAAUGGGGAAACAGGUUGUUGCCUUUCUUGCAGCCAUGGAGAUCAUGGCUGAGCAAUUUCCUGGAGCCUUCUCUGGAUAUUCUCUGCAGGUGAUGGAGUCCCAUCAAGCAAGCAAACUGGACACCUCGGGGACUGCUAAGGCUGUAAUAUCUUGCUUUCAGAAAUUGGGGGUGUCAUUUGAUAUGGAUCAGAUACAAAUGAUCCGCGAUCCCAAGCAGCAGAUCGAGAUGGUAGGAGUUCCAGAAGAGCAUUUGGCUGGUCAUGCUUUUCAUUUGUAUUGUCUAACAUCACCUGAUGAAACGGUUUCAUUUGAGUUUCAGCACAAUGUUUGUGGCAGAUCGAUAUAUGCCGAGGGUACUGUCGAUGCUGUACUUUUCCUUGCUAAGAAGGUCCGCUUUGAGGGGAUAACUGCCACAUGCUCAGCCAAUAAUAGGUUCAGUCAAAGGCCGACAAGCGCAUCUACAAUAUGAUUGACGUCUUGCAGGAAGGUAACAUGCGAUAAUAUGGUGUUUCUAUGCAUUUUGUUGUAUCUCAAGAUGUUUAGGAUUAUGAGACAUAAGGAAGGCAAUUUUGCAUCAAGGGUGUGGGUCUUUUUCGUUCUUUAUAGUUAGUCGUUAGUGUUAGUGUAAGAAGCACAAGAUAAUGAUGUUGAAAGCAUAAUUAUUAAACUGUGGCUAAAGUGAUUGGUAAUGCCACUAAAGCAGGCUUUGAUCGUACCAGGGAUGGGUUUUCUUGCAAAUUUACUGCCCUCCGUUGCACAAGUAGUCAAGUAAUAUUUUUAUCUGAUAUUU
Theobroma cacao (cacao) is the source of this 1532-nucleotide messenger RNA. RefSeq names its product 4-hydroxy-tetrahydrodipicolinate reductase 2, chloroplastic-like. Gene Ontology annotation, molecular function: NADPH binding; 4-hydroxy-tetrahydrodipicolinate reductase activity. The record is from RefSeq and is a predicted model, not a curated record. NCBI's taxonomy places the organism in Eukaryota, Viridiplantae, Streptophyta, Magnoliopsida, Malvales, Malvaceae. Gene Ontology annotation, cellular component: chloroplast stroma.